CUGACAUCCCGGAGGCGGGGACGUGAGGGGACAACCAAUCAGCAGGCUGGAUGGAGCGCUCAGAGAGCCCAAAUAUUUAAAUACGGCAGAGCACUGCGACCGCCUGACACUUUACAGGAAACCGGAGUGGAACACAUCUUAACGCAGAAAGAAACACGGGUGAAAUGAACACAUCUGAAUUAGUCUCUGGACUCCGCUUUGAAUCCAACUAAAGGUACAACCCGACGACUUGGUACAGUACAGUUCCAGUAUUUUGGAAGUUUUGCUGUUUUUCAUAGAUUUGGUCUUCAGUAUAAUAAUAGGCUACAGCGGGACUUUGUGCCGGAGUUUGAAUCAUUUGGGACACUGACGCCUCGGUGUCCAAGCAACAUCUUUACAACGCACUAUAAUAUUUGACUGUUUGAUUUGAAAUAUGUCCACAAUAAUGGAACAGCCUUUUUAUGACGACUCGUUUCUCUCUGCUUAUGGCCAUCCAGGCGCAGCACUGCCAGACUACAAGCUGCUAAAGCAGAAUAUGAACUUGAACUUCUCCGAUUCAUAUCGGAACUCAAACUUCAAGCCGCAGCACCUGCACACGGACAGUGACUUCUAUUCAAGUGGGACGGCGGAUGUUGGCUCCCUGAAACUCGCGUCCCCUGAACUUGAACGACUCAUCAUCCAGAACAGCAACGGUGUCAUAACCACAACACCGACACCUGCCCAUUACCUCUACAACCGCGGGAUCACAGAGGAGCAGGAGGGCUUUGCCGACGGUUUUGUGAAAGCGCUGGACGACCUACACAAGAUGAACCAGAUUGCGCCUCCCAACGUGGCCAUUGGUACUGGUCCCUGCACGGCUCCUACCUCGGUGUUCGGUUCAUCCAUGCAACCAGAACACUUAGAGUACACAACGCUCAACAGUUGCACAUCUAACCCCAGCCUUUCCUCAGCAGGAAGCUAUCCCUCUACAACAUUAAGUUACCUGCCACACCACCAGUACCACCAGCACCCACAGGCUGUUGCGCACGGAACUCACCAUUUUCAGCACUCUCUAGCAGGUGCAGGCAUCCAUGCGCAGCGGUACGGUGGGUUGAAAGAGGAGCCCCAGACAGUCCCUGACAUGCACAGCAGCGACAGCGGGUCUCCGCCGAUGUCCCCCAUCGAUAUGGAGAACCAGGAGCGGAUCAAAGCAGAGCGCAAGCGUCUGAGAAACCGGCUCGCUGCCUCCAAAUGCCGGAGGCGCAAGCUCGAGCGCAUCGCUCGCCUGGAGGACAAGGUUAAGGUUUUGAAAACGGACAACGCCGGGCUGUCGAGCACAGCCUCUGUACUAAGAGAGCAGGUGGCCCAACUCAAACAGAAAGUCAUGACACAUGUGAGCAGCGGCUGCCAGCUCAUGUUGGCGCCCAAAGUUAAGUCUUACUGAACAAAAGAGCACUUUAAAACACUGGACUAGAACUGCACUGACAGAAUGAACAACGUCUUUUCAAAAACUGGAUCCUAACGGUUUCUUUGAGUGAAAAUACUGUAGCCAACAAAGAAACCACAACAGACUUUCGGCUUACACUUAGGGCAUUUUGAAUUCGUUUUUAAAAAGGGUCCCUUUGCCUGUUUACAUUUUACUUUAUUUGUGAUGUAUUCUUGUGUAAGUUAUUUGCGUUUGUCAGGUUGAGCCUGCCUUUUUUUUUUUACCUGUACAGUAUAUAUUUAAGUAAAUGAUACUAUGAAACAAA
This is a messenger RNA of Cheilinus undulatus (humphead wrasse), 1709 nucleotides long. Its product is annotated as transcription factor jun-B-like. The transcript has a single exon. Gene Ontology annotation, cellular component: transcription regulator complex. Gene Ontology annotation, biological process: regulation of cell cycle; regulation of cell population proliferation; regulation of transcription by RNA polymerase II. Gene Ontology annotation, molecular function: RNA polymerase II cis-regulatory region sequence-specific DNA binding; transcription factor binding; DNA-binding transcription factor activity, RNA polymerase II-specific. The record is from RefSeq and is a predicted model, not a curated record. The coding region runs from base 413 to 1402 and encodes 329 amino acids. NCBI's taxonomy places the organism in Eukaryota, Metazoa, Chordata, Actinopteri, Labriformes, Labridae.